Pelagomonas calceolata is the source of this 1859-nucleotide messenger RNA. NCBI's taxonomy places the organism in Eukaryota, Pelagophyceae, Pelagomonadales, Pelagomonadaceae. The record is from the annotation of a GenBank genome assembly.
GGGCUCGGGCGUCGGCGACGUCGUGGGCUCGGGCGUCGGCUCACUGGAGGAGUUCCCACUGCGGUCGACGGGGCGGCCGUGCGCCCUGAGGCUUCUUCGGCGCCGGGUGGCCGCAUCGGAUGCGUGUCGGCCUCGAAGGGCUCUGCGUGAUUGGGGGUAGUACGAUUAAGAUAAGAAGAAACGCUAAUUUAGGUUUCGGGGUCCGCCUUGCGGAGGCCUGGGGAGGGCGAGCACUCGAGCGCGGCCCGGCGCCUACUUGCACGCCUACUUCUUCGCCGAGAAGAAGGAGGAAAUUUUGGGCUGGCCGCUCCACUCAUAAGAGGAGGGGGGCUUCGCCUUGACCUCGUCUUCAUUUCUAGGAGUGCCCUGGAGGAGGAUGCGCGGCUUGCUGGAUCGUCGGUACUUGGCGCACGUGGGACCGGUAGGGCGCAGCGGGCCGGUUUGGUGCCUGCGGGGUUGCCGGGGUUACGUCGGGGUAUUCAGAGGCAGGCGACGCGCGGCGUUCCGCCCGCCGCGCGCAAAGCCCACGUCUGAAUCAAUUGUGUGGAAAAAUGUCUGGUUUUGUCUGGAGGCGACCUCGCGCGGCCUGUAAGUUUCAGGGAGGCUCAGCGCGGGCUGUGAGAGGGCCCACGUAUAGUUUUUGGGGUGAGGGGACGCCGCGCGCGACGGUGGAGGCAAGGAUAUUUUUGCCACUCACCUAGCGUCAUAGACCUACUAGCCCCAGCUCGAGCCAAGCAAAAGCAGCGCAAUCGCACCACACAGAUCGAACUAAGCCGACUCCUGCUUCGAUCGUGACCAAAAAGCAUGGCGCAGAGCGAUGCAACCGCGAUCGCACCCCUCGUCGCAUUGCUACGAGAUGCAGCCUUGGCAUUGCGGGAUGCCAGCCCAGCAACUCGCGCCGGAGCUCGCUUAGCGCUCCAGGCCGACGCGCUUCGGGCCUUCCAGUCGUUCGCGGCCGCCGCCGGACACGACGCGAACGCGCACGCGGCCGCGGAUGCGGAGCCCGUCUUGCGCGACGGCAUCGCCGGGCUCCCGCCCGAGGUGUUCCAGACCAUCAUCUCCUUUGUGGGCUUCCGAGCGCUCUUCAACUGCGCCGUGACCUGCCGCGCGUUCCGCGACGCCCACGCGAACCUGCCGCAGCUGCUCUUACAAGGGCUCGCGCUGGAUUACUAUCCUCUGUUGCGCACGGUCGCACCAAGUGCACCGAUUGCUGCGCAACCGCCACGCGACCUCAUCAGAGUGUUUCGGUGCGCCCACCAACAAAACCUGGAUUACUUAAGUGACUGGCCGCCGCAGCCACAAUGUACUCUCGCUGAGUAUCAGCUGAUGCUCUCGCUCACUCACAAUGGGGGUGAGCUCCACGCCGGAACCGGUGUGCUGGAUGCCGAUGGCGACAACACAGGGAGGUAUAUAUUUUCGGUACCAGGUGGAGCGGUCACGGAUCGGAGCCAACUUAACGAUGUGCGGGCAAAAGUCAUGGCUUCCCGUCAAGUCGGGAAUAGGUUGCACUUCGCCUUGUUAUAUGAGGGUGGGGUCAUGACGGACAACUACGACGAUGAUGACAGACCCGUAAUCGAAUUUGACUGGUUGCCAAUUGCACGAGACCCGAGAAAUAAGGCGCUGGCGUGGAAGAUGCAUUACUCUAGUGCUUUUGAGUACGCAGACCCAGAACUUCGCAUCAUCUGGAACGUCGACUGGACGGGCGAAACAGACCUUUCUGAGGAGACGGAGGUUGACGUACGCUUCGUGUUCUACGACUCGCAGAACGGGGAGGACUUCCCCCGUGACAUGAGCUUGGCAGACACGUGCAUGUGCAUCGAGUCCUUCGUCGCGUGGUCUGAUUAAUAUUAUAUUUACAA